Paramisgurnus dabryanus is the source of this 2587-nucleotide messenger RNA. NCBI's taxonomy places the organism in Eukaryota, Metazoa, Chordata, Actinopteri, Cypriniformes, Cobitidae. The record is from RefSeq and is a predicted model, not a curated record.
AUGUUUCUUUCAGAUGUGAAGAGUGAUUCAUGUUUGGAUAUAGAAAUAACGUCCUCAACAUCAAAAGAGCGACUGACAGCACAAACUCUUUCCUGCAUCACCUGUGGAAAGACAUUCAGCUCACAGAGACAUUUAGAGAGACAUGAGAGAAAACACACAGAACAGAAACUCUUCACCAGAUCUGAGAUCAGCUUUACUACCUUACAAGAGAAGAAACUUCAUUCAGAAGACCACAGAGAGAAGAAGAAGAAAAAGAAGAAGAAGCAGCAGCAGUUUCACUGUGAGCAGUGUGGGAGGAUUUGUGUCUCUUCCUAUAAACUAAAUCUUCACAUGAGGACACACAGUGAUGAAAAGCCUUUCAAAUGCACUGAAUGUGGAAAAUACUUCAGAACCAAAUCCAAUCUUCAAGUCCAUCAGACAGUUCACACAGGAGAAAAACCUUACAAAUGCUCUCAGUGUGACAAGACUUUUUCUCAGUCAUAUCACUUCACAGCCCAUCAGAGAGUUCAUACUGGAGAGAAACCUUACGUCUGCACUCAAUGUGGAAAGAGCUUCUGUACUUCAUCUCAAUUCAGAGAUCAUCAGAGAGUUCAUACUGGAGAGAAACCUUACGUCUGCUCUCAAUGUGGAAAGAGCUUCUCCAAGUCAUCUCAAUUAAAAGUCCAUGAGAGAGUUCAUACUGGAGAGAAACCUUUUCACUGUAGUGUCUGUGGGAAGAGUUUUAGUCUAAAGCAUAACUUACUUAAUCACCAGAGAAUUCAUACAGGUGAAAAACCUUACAAAUGCUCUCAGUGUGACAAGACGUUUGCUCAGUUAAGUUACUUACAAGCCCAUCAGAGAGUUCAUAUUGAAGAGAAACUUCAUCACUGUAAUGUUUGUGGGAUGAGUUUUAAUCAACAUGACAAUUUAGUGAUGCACCUGACAAUUCAUACAGGUGAUAAACCUUUCAAAUGCUCUCAAUGUGACAUGAAGUUUACUCAUUCACGUAACUUAAAAGUCCAUAAGAGAAUUCAUACUGGAUAAAAACCUCAUCACUGUAUUGUUAAUCAACAGUCAGUUUUUGUAAAGCACCAGUGACCUUAAUAAAGUUAUGACAACAAAAAUGUUUAAAUAUUGUUAAAAAACAAGUUAAUGGUAAAAUAAGAACAAAUAAUCAAAUUAUGAUCAAUAUCACAAGUAACCAGGCUUGGGAGGGUUACUUUAAAAGUGUAUUCCGUUACAGUUACAAAUGACUUCAUAACAAAGUAUUUAGUAAGCACAAUAUAAAAGUAAUGUAACUGAUAACUUUUCGAUUACUUAAAACAACAACUUUUAUUAUUUAAAGGACUAUACAGGCAUCGGCUACAGUGUGGUAUUACAGAUUAGAAGGAAAUAAUAAAAACACAACAUUAAAAAAAUUCUACACAAUCUAUAUAUUAGUUUAUUUUAAUAUAGGCCUACUAUACAUGUUGACUAAAGCCGUAAUUUUUCUUAAUUUGCCUGACUGAACUUGAACUAUUGGCAGUGGGAGUUCCCCUGCGUUACCUAGCAGUGAAAAAUGCGUCAAGUGAGAAGAGAUUAUGAACGGAAAUUUAGGUACUAAAAAAGGUACUCUCCUAAUUUCUACAGAUUUCAGCAUCACUAGAAGACUUACAAUUGCGAUCAUACAAACCACUACAUUUUAAAGCAGUAAUAAACACAUACUAGGGUCAUUCUACAGAAAUGUCCACUUUUGGUAUGUCAAGAUGUUUUUUUUUCUAACAUUUAAACUUGGACCACAUUAUUAGAUUACUCUUUGACUAUAUGAGUACAAAUGACAGCUUAAUGAUUUUUUAUUUUUUGUGUGCAUGUACUUAAAGACUGCAUACACCAUUUUUUUGUCACUUAUGUUACCUUAAUUCUUUAGCAAUAUUAAAGGUGUUAAUGAAAUAUUAUUUAUAAUUUUUCAGCUUUAAAGCUUAAUUCUUAAGUGUAGCAGAAUUCAAUGCAUUUAAGAUUAUCAUCAUGUCACAUGUGAAAGAUUUUAUUUAAUGUGAAAGAAAACAAACACAGUAACACCAGUGACACAACAAAUCACCAGUGACAGUAACACCAGUGACAAUUUUCAUGAAAACUGCAUUUAACAAAAUUGCCUCUUCAAAGUAUAAAACCACAUGUUGUCAAUUAUGUUAUACUCAAUAAAUUAAAUAGUUUAAUCCAUUUUGUAUUCUAGUUUUUUUGCAAUUCCCAAACAAUAAAGGAGUCAUACCAGUGACUUAAACUAAAAGCUUCAUAUGAAAUCAUGAGAUGAAUGAGAAGAUUUCUGAAAACUGAAAAGAGACAGUGGACUUACCAUGGACUUCUCUUCAAAGAUCUCCAGGAAAGUGAAAGAAGGAAGUCAAGUGAUGUUAUCAGUGUGAUUUUGAUUUAAAAAUAAAAGCUUUUUUGUUAAACGGUAACACCAGUGACACAACUCCAGGGGACCACUACUUUCAUUAUAUAUUUUAUAAUAUUUAGCCUAUAUAGCAUUUUGUUUUUAAAGUAAUUUACAUCAUGUAUUUGAUAGUUUUGGACACAUUAUUGUAUUUUAAAUGGAAGAAAACACUAUUUUUGAUCUCAAAAUAAAGCA